Molecule: messenger RNA, 5301 nt
Organism: Pieris rapae (cabbage white)
Lineage: Eukaryota; Metazoa; Arthropoda; Insecta; Lepidoptera; Pieridae
Product: Down syndrome cell adhesion molecule-like protein 1 homolog
Exons: 7
Coding region: 168-1094 (308 amino acids)
Molecular function (GO): protein binding
Source: RefSeq, a predicted model, not a curated record
UCGAUGGAGUGAAGACGUAUGUUGUGAAUUUGAUUCCCUAUUAUUUCGCCUGCCGUCAUCAAAAAAAACGGUCUGAUGUAAAUAAACUAGUUUGAAAAAUUCUUUUUACUUUACAUUUAGGUAGAGUUAGUGAAUUUUUCCUAGAGUUUAAAUGUAGAAAUAGUAGGAUGUUGCUUGAACAUUUAUUGGUGCCUGUGAUCUGCCUUGGAAUAGAAGUAUUUGGACGAGUGUUGGGUGACGAAGUGGAAAUAAGGCAAGUGGGAACAGACAAGGGUACGGAAAAUGUGACCAUUCCCUGUGGUAGUGAGCCCCUGAUGCCGGCAGUCAACGUCCAGUGGGUCUAUAGAGGGAAUCGCACGCACCAUGAAGUUCUGGCGGAUGGCAGCUUACUUCUUGCCCUGGUGGGAGUGGAAGACGAGGGCCUGUAUGAGUGCGGAGUAGAGAAUGAAACUUCCUUCGUCGAUAGAGUAAACGUCACAGUCAGAACGGAACCACCACCGUUAGUGAACGUGACAGUCCACGCGUCAACAAUCCUGGCCAUCAUUUUGUGGAACGUGGCUGGUGACGGUGGACAUCCAAUCAUUGACUUCACAGCGCAGUACCGCUCCGCGAUGCCAGUUAAUGGCACGUUGGAGGCCUGGAAACCUAUCAGCCCUAAUCAUAUAAGCCCUAACUCUCGUCAAAUAGACGUUUACCACUUGGAGCCGAAUGCCUCAUAUUGGUUCAGGGUAUGGGCUAACAACGUGUUGGGGCCUGGGCCGCCUGUCGAGGUUCUUGCCACCACCCUAUACAGCGACCAGGAAGCUGAACUUUACAAGCACUUCCUGGAAGGCGCUGAGACGUUCGACACGCGGACGUGGGUGGCUGCGGUGUGCGUAGUGAUGGGCACUUUAGCCGUCCUGGCAGCAGGAACAUGUGCAGUUUUGUGCCGCGAGUGGCGACGCUCAGAUUACUCAGAGGAGCAAGACAUAAUAGAACUUGUGCCUAACAUUAUACUUAAUCCUGGCUUCAUGGAGACUGAUCCAGUGAGGCCCAAAGAGCAAAUCGUCAAGUCGGCGGAAUGUCCGGGCCCCGGUAAACCCAGACGGGUUUGAUUUUCGUCUAUCUUGAACCUUAGGAUAUUCUAUCUCAGUGAUCCUGGCCUGUUGUCAUGAUCCUAGAUUUGAUUGAUUUUUCUUAGUAACUAAACAAAUAUUUGGCCGCAUUUUGCCGCCGCAGUUUUUAUUAGUAUAGUUUGUUUAGUUAGGGUACCUAUAGGAGAACACAUCUGUGCCUCCUAGACAGGAGAUAAACCUGCUAUUUAACUAGGAUUUUAAAGAUCUGAAAUGAUACUCUCUAGGUAAGGUUUAAGGGAUAUUAUUUCGGGUGUCACAAGUUAAUAAUAAAUGUUCCCAAUUCUAUUCAAAAACUUUGUACUUCUCAAAAAAAUUACCAGUUUGGGAAUUUGUUUAGCUUGAAGAUUUCAAAAGUACACCUUUUUUUUGUUUUGACGGCUUCGUGUUUUACGCUAACCUAAUGCACGAGACGCCGCGUAUAAAAUUAAAAGAGUGUCCAGAGAUUGGCAAGGGUAAUUGUGGACAUAUCAAAAUUGUAAUGAAGAUAGAAUAUUCUAUGGUUUGUAAAUUUUAUUGUAAUUCAUUUUUACGAUAAACGAGCUACAUUUUUAAUUGCCAAUAUACAAUUACUGUGAAAUAUUAAUGUCAAUGAAGUUAACAGUCAAUUAUUUUUCGAUAUAGCAACACGUUGGGGUGUUAAAAAUGUAACUCGAAUAGGCUUAGCUUAACCAACUGAGAGAGAAAUAGUGUUUUAAGUGUUUACGUAUUGGAGUUGCCAUGUGAAGCUUCAUAGUUGAUAUUUAAGGUACGGAAAGCCUGCUUUUGUAUUUAAUGGCAACUCCAAAACAAUUUUGUAGGAAUAUUGCUUACCGUUCGCAAUAAAUUGUUAAUGUUGCUAGCUGUGUAUAUAUUUAAAUAGUGAUAUUGCGUUAUAUAUAACUGUAUGUGGAUCUCAAGAUUGCGAUGAUUUCGUGAUUUUUUACUGUGAUUAUUUUCCUUACAAUUUGCACUAUUAUUUAUAAAAGAAUGUGUGUUGUAUAUUUUUGUAUGUUUGUUGUCGAUGGCAAAUAAAAUUGCGGUUUAGCUGUGUCCUAUUAACAAGAUGGCAUUAUGAUUAUUUUUUACAACGCCAUCUGUUAUCUAUUUGAAUUUAAUCAAGGCUACGAAUCAUAAAUCAGCAAUCUUAUAUUGAAUCAAUUAUGUAAAAAGCUAAAUUGUGGUAUAUUGUUAAAGUAUUAUAAAGCAGUAUUUUUGUACACAUCAGCAUAUCACAAGCGCCUUAGAGAGAAAAUAUAUCAAAUUUAACCUUAUCUUACGAAAUAUGUACUGUUAACAAAGUCUAAGGAUCUGAGUUUACUAAUUACUAGUACUACGACAAAGAAAUUAAUGGUUUUACAAGUUUAAUUUGGUUUCUGAAAAUUUCAGCAAUAUGAGAUGCAGUUUAAGCGAGAUCUUCGAAAAGUUUAUUGCUACAUCUUAGAUUUAGUCAUCUGGUCCAUCAAUCAAGUUAAUCUUUAUUUGAAACUGAUCCAUCAUGCAGUUAACGGUGCAUAUUUUUGUAUUAUUAUAUCGACUGUCAGAGUUUUGCUAUUACCUUAAUAAUAAUAUAAUCAAAAAUUGAUUUUGAUUAAAUUCCCCUAAAUUAUCUUAUGCAAAAAUGCUUUAUUGCCAUCUUUUAAAUUGUACCUACGAAAUUGCAAUAACUUAUCAUUACUAUUACACCAUCUAUUAACCAAUUUAUGUAGUAUUCUACUUUUCGCAUCAAAAUCAUAGAUGGCGUUAUGCAUAAUAAUUUUAACCCGUGUCUAUCACUACUUAAAUGAGAUUAACAGUUUAUUUUUGUAUGAACGUAAUAAAAUGUUAGCCGUUGAAACUUAAAUGUACAUUGGCUAAGUGCUUUUAUUAGGUUAGAUUUAAGGUUAUAUCAAAAGGUUGUUUGGUGAUAUUUGUUACUCGGACUUUGUAUGGUAUUAGAAUGUGGCAGAUUUGUUAUGAAUAUGUAAUUUAACUUUAAGUGGGACUCCAGUCAAAAUAAUAUAUCAUAGUAUUAUGUCGAUAAUGACAAACUGUCAAAGAUAUUUGCGUAACACAAUUAAUUUCCAAAGUGAGUCAUCCUUAAGUGAAAUAAUAAAUAUCAAUUUAUACAUGCCUUAGAUUAAAACAUAUAUUUAUUUUGACUGGUCGUUAGGUAUAUUAGUGCACGUAGGAUAGCCCGAGAGUCAAGACUGGGUGGAAGGUGGUCGGUGACACCGCUAACUUGAUUUGUUACUCUAAAAAUGUGACUAUAUCCUGAGUCCUAUUUUCUCAGUAUUUUGCAUACCUUGUUGAGUACUGACACAUAGAUGGCGCUGUUAUUAAUGCUUAUAAAAAUUUAGAUGCUUGUAGCGAGUUGAAAUAUUUUGUGUAAAAUGAUUUUAUAACUGAAAUUAGAAUUUCUUUUAGGCACUAUAAUAGUCUGAUAUAAUGGUGGCAUGUUGCAUGAAUUUCGCUUUACAGCUAUAUACACUAGUAUUUUCAUAUAUUUUUAUUGCUUGUACUAUGCUUAGCCAAAGCCAUAGCCGUAAGAUCUAAACCCACAGUGUUCAGUGUCGCUAUUAACUAAAAUAUAUUAUGAAAACUUGUUUGACUUUAUAUUACUGAUUUUCUUGGGUAAAAUUUUUUCAUCAGAUGCUUUUAAUAAUGUUUUAUUGAUAAAUUUUCAAAGCAUAAUAUUUGUUUCACGUUAUGCUGUCUCAUUCAUAUAUCAUCUAGAUAAGUGUGGCUUUAUGCUAUUGCACGAUGUUAAUAAAGAUUGCGCUGUGAUGUUAUCGGAAUAAUAAAUGGUAAAAUUUAGUACGUUACGUUGGCAACAUUGAUAUAAUUUUUUUUACAUAUAACUGUGAACAUUCCAAACGUCAUUCCCUUCAAUAAAAAUCAGCUAGUUCACUCACCAAAUCUCUAUACUUUAUAUUAAAGUAAUUUUAGGUUAAGAUUGCCUUUUAUAAGCACGUCCAUGGUAAGGGCAGCGAAUGUAUGUUAUUUUGCCUUAACUAAAUUCUUAAGGCUAUGUUACCAAAAUAUUUUAUUGAUUGGCAAUAUUUUUCUAAGUAAUCUUAAGAAUAAUGUUAGUACGGACCGAAUGAGAAAGGCAGAUUAGUAAUUAGUCGGUCCUUAACACGACGUUGUUAAUGGUAUUGUAUUUAUUCUAUAAACAUAGAGAAUAGUAGUAAAAAAAACUACAUUUAAAAAGCUAAACAGAAGUCGGAGUCCUUCUUAUAUUGACUUUUGUAAAAUUCGCAUUAGACUACCUCAGGAGGAAGGGCAGUCUAGGAUCAGGAGCUGUCAAAACAUUUUUUCUGUUUGAAGUUUGGCAUAUUUGACAGCGACUAAGAUGAUAUUGUAACUUGGAGUACGAAUUAAAAUAUGGACUAAGAUUCAGAGACAAGCUUAUAUGCAAACUCAUUCGUCUGUCUAAAUUCUAUGUUCAUUUGACAAGUGGUGGAAUUUGUUUCCUAUGACACUUGUCUCUUAAUACUAUUUCUGUAAAAACGAAUAUUGUUACGCUGUCAAAUAUGAAAUUUUUAGUACAGAUUCCAUAGUGAAAAUCAAUGACCCCGUGUCAUUAACGUCUUAAGCACGUAUUUUACACAAUCUAUUCUCUGUGUCUAUAGUUUUAUCCAUAUAAUCUAUAGUGCGAAUUGAUUUGUGUAUUGCACUCUUUUAAAUGAAGUAGACUGACAAAUCUCAUUUUCUGUCUUCCUGUUUCGGGUAAUCCUAAUAGUUAUAAGCUUCAAGUACCGUUAAUACGCGAAUAGACGCUUUACUUGUUAAAUCGGAUAUGACGUAAUAAUGUGAUCAUUCAUCUAUGGAACACCAUAGACAAUUGAAAGUAGAGAAUAGAUACACAUUAUCAUAAUAAUAAGUACGUAAGUAAUCUGUGAUCAAUGCGGAAUUGUCUAUGGUGAUCACUUUCCAACGAAUGACAAUUUUUAUAAGCAGGUGAGCAAGGAUGUUUAUUAGGUUAAUACAUAUUAUAACGUUUUUAGUGCUAAACGAAACAAGUCGCUUCUUUGUGAUUAAUAAACAGCGUAUAAGAACGAAUCAUAGUUACGGUUAUGUAAGAAUGUAAAAAAAAUACAAAACGAGGGCGCGUUCCUCUUGAUUGUAAUGUUUCCGUACUGCGUAUCUAUGAUUGGGUUGGAGACUAUUCAAACGCAAAAUCAAAACGCGACAUCGUUUCCUCUACCACCUAACGCCCACUGGAUAU